AUGGGUGUGGUGAUGGGGAAGGAUGAGAAGGUGAAUAUCCCGCAUAUGUACAUGAAGUUGGCGAUGGAUUUGGAGAAGCUUUGGAAUUACCCAUGGUGUUUGUACUCGUUUGAUUUCUUUCUGAAGCAGAUUGAUAAAACAAGGCAUAAAUUAGAGCAGAAGGAGGGGUAUCUGAUGGAAGGAUUCUUGUUUGGUUUUCAGAUUUGGAUAAUGGAAUAUGUUCCUGCUUUAGGAGAGAUUUGUGGCACAAAAGUCAGCAAAAAUUUUAUAGGUCUUGUGAGGAUUUUGCAUUCAUUCAUGGAAUUCCACAUAGAUGGAGUGGUCCUUUUGGCAACUGAUUUUGUACAGAAGGAUGAGAAGAAAGAUGAAAGAGUGGAUCGUAUUUUGGAUAUGAUCAAUAGAAAACAUGAUUGGAACAAUCAUGAUUGGAACAAUCAUGUUUGGGGAGUAAAAGAACCUACGAGCUCCGAAUUUGAAGAAGCUAACGAAGAGAAAAGAGAGGAUCAAGCAGCUGAUACUGAGAGGGGUGAGAAUAGUCAUGUUGCAGAGAAUGUUGAUGGCACAGUUGAUGUUUCGGGAAGAAACAAGAGAAAGCAUGCGGACCGAGGAGCAGAGUCAAGGAAGAAAUGUCUUGUGCCAACUAGCUGCUUCAUCAAAAGGGAAUAUUGA
This is a messenger RNA of Brassica napus (rape), 669 nucleotides long. RefSeq lists its product as uncharacterized. The transcript has 2 exons. The record is from RefSeq and is a predicted model, not a curated record. Bases 1 to 669 code for a protein of 222 amino acids. NCBI's taxonomy places the organism in Eukaryota, Viridiplantae, Streptophyta, Magnoliopsida, Brassicales, Brassicaceae.